This is a messenger RNA of Didymodactylos carnosus, 603 nucleotides long. NCBI's taxonomy places the organism in Eukaryota, Metazoa, Rotifera, Eurotatoria, Philodinida, Philodinidae. The record is from the annotation of a GenBank genome assembly.
AUGACUGACGUCAAGUACAGAGACAAUGUCGUAUUGACAUGCGCUUUAUGUAAUUAUCGGCUAACUGAUAGUGACUUAAAUCAACUACGUCUUCCGCCCAGUGAGAUAAAUAAGUACAAAGAUUAUCAAACCUCAAAAACGCUCGAUAUUUAUGUAGAGAGUACCCGUACUGUGAUAAAAUGUCCAGAUCGUGCAUGUAAGUGGUUUGCAAUAACUGCUGAUCCCAACGAGAGAUUUAAAGUUAUUUGUGAGGUGUGUCUGACAGAAUUUUGUUCAAUAUGUAAUGAUGCAUAUCAUUAUACGACAAAAUGUGACGAAAUACCAAGGAUAAAACAGCGAUGGUAUCUAUGGUGCAAUCAAGAACGUGGUAAUUAUGUGCGUCAACGCGCUGAAGAAGAUGUUGCAUUUCAGCAACAAUUAGACGACUAUAACCGUGCUGUGGAUCAGAAUCGAAGACAAAAUGAAGAAUUGAAACAACGUCAUGCUCAACUAACACGCGAUGAACUGUGGAAACAAGGAAAAUGUCGAUAUUGUCCAAAAUGUUAUCGCGUCAUCGAAAAGUUAGAAGGUACUGAUAUUUUCACAUCAUAUUUUGUGAACUAA